This is a messenger RNA of Sphaeroforma arctica JP610, 1510 nucleotides long. RefSeq lists its product as hypothetical. Gene Ontology annotation, molecular function: structural constituent of nuclear pore. Gene Ontology annotation, cellular component: nuclear pore; nuclear pore inner ring. Gene Ontology annotation, biological process: protein import into nucleus; transcription-dependent tethering of RNA polymerase II gene DNA at nuclear periphery; protein localization to nuclear inner membrane. The annotation marks the transcript as partial. Lineage: Eukaryota; Ichthyosporea; Ichthyophonida. The record is from RefSeq and is a predicted model, not a curated record. The transcript is spliced from 8 exons.
AAACAAUCUCCUACUCACAAGGUGCCGUAUCUCAUAUAUAUAUCUAUAGUGGAUCUAUAUACAUAUAUGGGGGAUAAUCAACGAUAAAGUGUUUACUCAUACUGUAAAUCUACCAUAAAUAUGGCCCUUUUCAAAUCACAAUCAAUCGCCCUAGAUGCCAUCCGUGCCUGGGGUGGUGAUGAGUACGUAGAUGGUGACGAACCCUUUAGGACAGCCUCGGGGUUAAACGCCAUCCAGGCAGUGGCGGAUAUACUACCCACCUUAGGAGCAGUGUCGACUAAGCGUGCCGUUAAGGCGACUGAUGCCAAUCCGCUGUUCUCAGUUACGGAUUUUCAGCCGUUUCCAAAGGAACUCCUCGACCUAUUUAAAGCCGCGGGUGGUGAAGUCGAACAACCCAGCGAUCUGAACGUGGGAUUGGUCGGAUUCCUCCACCAAGCUUAUUUCGUCACUGAUAACAAAAUAGUUUUCUGGGAUCUUAAAACCCACCAAAUAGCCUACUAUGAGGGAACGCAUGAUGCCAUUAUCGAUGUGGUCUGCCUACACACCGCCACAGACACACUCGGCUCAGCGCGUGUGCAUGCGUUGGUACUGUACACACAGCAGGAGAUGUUAGUGCUCUAUUGUGCUUUUGAUACGAAUGGGCUGCUUCAGGUCACCCCCACACCCUUUGUGGUGCCUUUGAGAGACAUACACGUUACGAAGCUGGCAACGAGUGCGUGUGGGCGUGUGUUUGUAGGCGGCGAAGACAGUUACGUCUACGAACUAGUAUUCCGGAAACAAGGUGCUUGGCCUGGAUGUGAGAAGGCUCAGCUGGUGCCUCUGACGUGCAGCGCCUGGGGCAAGACUAUGCGGGCGUUGAUACCAAACGCACUCAGAAGUAUCGUGCAUCCCAUUGUGGAUCUCAUGGUGGACAAUAAAAGAGGAAUAUUGUACACCCUCAAUACUAUCGAUGACAUCGAAGGCUGGGUGUUCCAGAGGGAGAGCGGGUCAGCAGUUACUUCCAUCGGACGAGUUUCAGGAGUGCACAUUCAUCAUCAGAGUCGAAACCCAGGCGAGGACUCGCCAAGUGAGGACUCCUAUAUCGCGGCCCUGUUGUCUAACCCAAUCACCAGGGUUUACGACAGCGCAAACCCCACACCCGACCUCAUAGCCAUCACAAACACUGGCAGACGAGUGUACAUCACAGCAACCGGUGAGCAGGAACGAGCACUGGUGCGGCGACAUACUACUCGUGGCACAUCAGCACAAGCGCCCGCCUCCGGACACCAAACCGCCAAUCAAAAUCAGCACACAUUAAAACAAGCCGACCACUCUACCUACAUGAAAAAUGACGAUGCACCGCCGCAUCCGCGUGCACAUGCGAACGAGACCGCGCAUUCUCAGGGAUUUCCUAAUAUGGGAGCGGAUUAUACCUACCGGAUAGUCUACAGGCGGCUUGUGCUGCUCAGUACCAAAUUUGUGGCGCCGACACCCGACCCCAUCAGCGUCUCACAGGCCGUAUUCACGUCAG